Molecule: messenger RNA, 4694 nt
Organism: Mus pahari (shrew mouse)
Lineage: Eukaryota; Metazoa; Chordata; Mammalia; Rodentia; Muridae
Gene: Lrch1
Product: leucine rich repeats and calponin homology domain containing 1
Exons: 19
Coding region: 202-2238 (678 amino acids)
Molecular function (GO): protein binding
Source: RefSeq, a predicted model, not a curated record
GGCGCGCCACCGCUGCCGCCGCCGCAGCCCUCCGCUUCCCCGGCUGGAAACGUUGGCUAUCGAGCUGCUGCUUCCAGGUCCGCGCCGCCCGCCGCCCCUCCCGCAGUCCCGCGGUUUUCGAGGGAGCGCUACGGGGACUCGGGACCGCCGGGGAAACCUGUGACCCCGCGCAGGAGCGGCGGGGCGGGGGACCGGGAGAAGAUGGCGACGCCGGGAAGCGAACCCCAAGCUUUCGCGCCCGCUCUCUCGGUAACCGCCCUGCACCCGCAUCUCCACCAGCACCACCAGCACCACGGAGGCACGGGCGGCGCGAGCUUCAACCUGCCCUUGAACCGUGGUUUGGAGCGCGCGCUGGAGGAGGCGGCCAACUCUGGGGGCUUGAACCUGAGCGCCAGGAAGCUGAAGGAGUUUCCCAGGACCGCGGCCCCGGGACAUGACCUCUCGGACACGGUUCAGGCAGAUCUAUCUAAAAACCGACUGGUGGAAGUGCCAAUGGAGCUGUGCCAAUUUGUAUCACUGGAAAUUCUUAACCUGUAUCACAACUGUAUCAGAGUCAUUCCUGAGGCCAUUGUUAAUUUGCAGAUGUUGACCCACCUAAACUUAAGUCGAAAUCAGCUGUCUGCCCUGCCCGCCUGCCUGUGUGGUCUGCCUCUCAAAGUCUUAAUCGCAAGCAACAACAAGCUUGGAUCACUGCCUGAAGAGAUAGGUCAGCUCAAACAGUUAAUGGAGUUGGAUGUGAGCUGCAAUGAGAUCACGGCCUUGCCCCAGCAGAUUGGCCAGCUGAAGUCUCUGCGGGAACUGAAUGUCCGGAGAAAUUACCUUAAGGUUUUACCACCAGAGCUAGUAGAUCUCCCCUUGGUAAAGUUUGACUUUUCCUGCAACAAGGUGCUGGUGAUCCCCAUCUGCUUCCGGGAGAUGAAGCAGCUGCAGGUGCUCCUGCUCGAGAACAACCCUCUGCAGUCCCCUCCAGCGCAGAUUUGCACGAAAGGAAAAGUCCACAUAUUUAAGUAUCUGAGCACGCAAGCGUGCCAGAUUAAGACAACUGACUCCCUUUACCUCCCCACCAUAGAGAGGCCCCAUUUACACCAGCAUGUGGAAGACGGUAAGAAGGACUCAGACUCGGGGGUUGGAAGUGACAAUGGAGAUAAGCGGUUAUCUGCCACUGAGCCCUCUGAUGAGGACACGGUCAGCCUCAACGUGCCCAUGUCAAACAUCAUGGAAGAAGAGCAGACCAUCAAGGAGGAUGCGUGCCAUCGGCUCACCCCAGCUAAAGGAGAAUUUCAGCCGAAGCCUUCCGUUUUGGGGGACAGUGGCGGCAGCUCAGGACAAGAAAGAGAGCAGUUUGCUGGCCGUGCAGAUGCCUUACACUCGGGACUUAUGAACUAUAUUAAGGACCAGGCAGAAGACUGUGAAGAGCUAUUGCGGAUAGAAGAGGAUGCUCACUGGCACAUGGAGGAACUACUAAAUUCAUCCAAAGACCAGGAUCUGGAUAUAGCGAUGAUUGAGCAGCUUAGAGAGGCAGAAAACUUGCUUCAGGAUCCCAACGGUCUAAGCACAGACAUCACAGAGAGAAGUAUUGUGAACCUGUACCCCAUGGACUCAGCAGAAGCCUUAGAAUUCCCUGACCCUUCACUCAAUGGCCAGUUGCAGCUGGAGACAUCUCCAGACCAUGAGGUGCAGAAUGAUCUAACGUUACAAAGUAAUGGAAGUCAGUAUUCUCCAAAUGAGAUACGAGAGAACUCCCCUUCAGUGUCUCCUACUGCAACCAUCACAGCUCCAUUUGGCCUGAAACCUCGUUCAGUGUUCCUAAGACCACAGAGAAACUUGGAGUCUAUAGACCCACAGUUUACGAUCCGGAGGAAGAUGGAGCAGCUGAGAGAGGAGAAGGAGCUGGUGGAGCAGCUCCGAGAGAGCAUCGAGAUGAGGCUGAAGGUGACCCUACAUGAAGACCUGGGGGCGGCACUCAUGGAUGGUGUCGUGCUCUGCCACCUGGCCAACCACGUCCGUCCGAGAUCUGUCGCCAGCAUCCAUGUCCCCUCGCCGGCUGUUCCCAAACUCAGCAUGGCCAAGUGCAGGAGGAACGUGGAAAACUUCUUGGAAGCGUGCAGGAAACUUGGCGUUCCCGAGGAAAAGCUCUGCCUGCCUCAUCACAUCCUUGAAGAGAGAGGCCUGGUCAAAGUGGGCAUGACCGUUCAAGCACUGUUGGACGUCACCGUCACAAAAGCUCUGUUCACAUGAGACCAAGCCCUUUCCUCUGGGUGGGCUCAGACUCUUCCCAGAGCAGGGACUCUGGACUCUGCUCCUGGCACCUGUACCUGCUCCCCAACUCACCUCCCUGCCAGGUCCUGGAGGAGGAGCUGCACUGACGUGGUUUCAGCCAAAGGGAGGACUCAGGACCUUUUUGAGUUGGCCUGCAAGUUUCAGGUUGGACAGGUGUUACCUGACAGCGGGUUAAGGGAGCUGGCGGAGAACUGAGUAGCACAUCAUUGCCUUUCGAUCCCCUUCAUCCCUUCCACACUCACCAACCGCCAUUACCAAAUGCCAAGCACAACCGUUUCACAGUGAGUCGCACGCGUCUGUUUUUGUCAAAACCAAACUCCUUGCAGAACCAGUAGGGGGAAGGGGGAUGCAAUCAGGUUUAUUUUGUUUUUUUGCCACCAAAAUUUUUCAAGAUGUUUCUUGAGACCAUUGCCUUUCUGAAAAACUAUUUUCAACAUACAAAAAUAUUUAUAUAAAUAUUAUUUAUUAGCGAGUCGUUAUUCAUCCUUUGGAUGCAAAUUGUAAAUUAGGAAACUAUUUUAUUACUGCUUUUUUGUGGUUAAACAAUUUAUUUUAAUAUUAUAAAUACUGAGUUAUUUUUGAGCCUCUUUGGCAUGUAGGAGUUCCGGGUCUCGGUGUGCAUUCUGUGGUGUAUAUGAUUCAGGAAAGAAAAAUUAAGCAAGAAACACGUGCUUCUGUGGCAGACAGAGAGAGCUGUUUUCUGAGAGGUGAUAACCACCUUUUGGUUUGUGGAACAUCGUUCUUAUUUAUAUUUCUGCAUUCCAUCCAGUUUUCUACAUUCCAGCAGCCCUCUUGUCCCCCAAUAUAGUGAACUGACUGAAAUCAAGAGAGCACCCCAAAGUUAUUUGUAAAUAGUUAUGUGGAAAAAGAAAGACAUAUUAAACUUGAAGAUAAAAUGUGAAGUUUUUUUUUUUCUGGAUUCAUGUUUCUUUUGCUAUGCACAAAACAUUCACAUUUUAACACAGAAAAGUAGGAAGUGUUCAGCAUAUGUCUUGAAGUAUAAUUUUUGCACUGUACUUUGUGUAAUUGAGGAGCAUCUAGGAGCAGAGGUAGAUGUUGAAGAAAAGGAUGAAAAAAAAUGGAGCUGGUUGAAGUUGACCAUCAAGCUACAAGGGCCGUAAGAGCUCAAGUCAGGAAACCAACAUGGAUGUACAACCGCCAGUGUUCAAAGAGCAAGAGAUGCCAAAAUAUAGACAUACUCGUUUUUAUUAUUAUCAAGCUGGUGCAUUUUUUUAAGAGUCCGGACUUGGAAGGGUCAUGGUGUCUGGUAGGAAACUUGGGAAGUGUGCAGCUCAUCGGGGCAGGGCCCCUGGUGGGCAGCUAUGUGCACAGCGAGGCAGACUGAGAGGGUUGAGUAAGUAGAGAGUGUGAGCAGCCAGUAGGGGGCAGGGGCAAGCACAUUAGGACUAGUAGGGAGCCAGCCCAAGAAGGGAGCACACCCCAUCCUGUCAGUGGGUCAGUGGGCGAGCUUCCUUCAAGGCUUCAUAGGACUAUGCAGGGGUAGUCACACCCACACGCACUCACCCUGUAGGUGUGGACAGAUACCUCAGCCAUUCAUCUGUCAAGCUUGGGAAUGCUGAUUGCACUUUGACCCCUGUACAAAGCCAUUAGCAGUUUCUAGAGCAUCAGUAGCCACGAUGGGGGACCAUCAAGGUGGAUACAAAAGACCACAGGAGGGAUGAGUGUGGUCAACACACACCGACCCUGCGUGUGGGACUUCAGAUCGGCAGCUAGUGAAGCUUCCUAUCAUGUGUACUGUGCACUUUAACAUAAAUAUAUUUGAAUAUUUUUCUGUACUGCACAAAUGCCUGUUUUGUCAAAUGGCAUAGCAGUGUAAAAGAUGAGAGGGUUUUUAACAGAGUAUAUUCAGCUGAAGCAGAAGUCAGAGGUUAUCUACACAAGGAUUUAGAAUGAUGUUCUAGAAUGUUGUACCUUCAGGGCAUUGUACCCCAGGGUCCUGAAGUAUAUUUUUACAUGUAUCUUUGACAACAUGAAGCACAGUAACCAUUAUUUUUGGAUAUUUUUUCAAAAUUAAAAUAUUUCUUUUGAUAUUAAUUUCCAGUAUUUUCAUGAAAUUGGCUGUAUCAUACAAAUGGCUUCAAUAUUUUGUAAAAUGUUUUUUAAUGCAGAUCUCAUAUGGAUAAGAUGUCUUCAAGAUCCCUGUACACUAUGUCUAUAUGUGCAAUGAAAUGUGCAUGGCUGGCUGGUAGCAUGAUAAGUAGACGGAAUGUAUAUAAUGCAAACCCUUUUAUUAUUUAACAGCCAUUAAAAUUUUAAACUUGUACCAACCACCUUUGGAUUGACUUAUCAAUCUGAUGCUAAUGUUGAUUCAACACACGAUUCAACACACCCACCCCCCUCCACACACACACUGAAAUAGAUCACAGCAAUUGUAUAUUGUGAAUAUACAUGAA